AGCAGCUCGCGCUCUUUGUUCCUGCGGGGAAUAUCAAUAAAGACAGGAUUUUAUUUUGGAGGAGCAGCCCGCAGCGCACGUGCCGAGCUGGAGGUUUCUCUGCAGGUGAAUCCGGCAGAAUAUAAUUUUAUUCUCAGGGUUCAGUGAUCAGGAGGCCCGCGGGUUUACCGCAACAGGUCGGCGGAUAAAGCCCCGGCCUCAGAGCGAGGAAGAGGAGGAGGAAGAGGAGGAGGAGGUGAUGAGGAUGAUGAUGAUGAGGAUGAUGGUCUGUGGUUUGGACUGAAGCCGAGCGGAUCUGCAGUUUGGAUGUGAGGCAGCAGAGAAGUGCCAACAUGAUGCCGAUGUUUCUCACCGUUUUCCUCAGCAACAACGACCAGCACUUCAGCGAGGUGCCGCUCACGCCCGACACGCUGUGCAGGGACGUGGUGGAGCUCUGCAAGGAGCCCGGGGAGGGCGACUGCUACCUGGCUGAGAUGUGGAGGGGCUCCGAGCGCGUCGUCGGGGAGGGCGAGCGGAUCAUGGAGGUGCUGCAGCGAUGGGGCCAGCAGAGAGGAGAGGUUCGCUUCCUCCUGCGGCACCAGAGAGCUCCGGGACGCGAGUCAGGUGAACCCAGAGCUGCAGAUCAGGUGAUGAAGAGGAACCAGGUGAAGGCGUCAGCGGACAGAUGCAUGGAGAACGGAGUUUCAGCUCCUCGUCUGGACGUGACGCUGACUGAGCUGCAGGACCUGGCAACCCGGCAGCAGCAGCAGAUCAACGCCCAGCAGCAGCUGCUGGCCUCCAAGGAGCAGCAGCUGCGGUACCUGAAGCUGCAGGAGCGGCAGCAGCAGCAGACGGCGGUGGCGGCGGCGGCGGCGGUGGCGUCGGAGCAGGAGAGACUGCGGCAGCUCCGAGAAAACGCCCAGAACCAGGAGGCCAAACUGCGGCGGGUUCGGGCCCUCAGGGGCCAAGUGGAGCAGAAACGCCUCAGCAACAGCAAGCUGGUGGAGGAGAUCGAGCAGAUGACCGGCCUCUUCCAGCAGAAGCAGAGGGAGCUGCUGGCCGCCGUGGCGAGAGUGGAGGAGCUGAGCAACCAGCUGGAGGCGCUGAGGAGCAGCAGGCUGGAGCCUCCUCUUCCUCCUCCUCCUCUUCAUCACCACCACAACACCUCCUCCUCCUCCUCCUCCUCCUCCUCGGCCGCUGAGCUGGAGCGACUCUACAAGGAGCUGCAGCUGAGGAACAAGCUGAACCAGGAGCAGAGCGCCCGGCUGCAGCAGCAGAGGGACAGCCUGAGCAAGAGGAACCUGGAGGUGGCCGCCAUGGACCGGCGGCUGGCCGAGCUGCGGCAGCGGCUGUGGAAGAAGAAGGCGGCGCUGCAGCAGAAGGAGAACGUGCCGGUGGCGCCGGACGGCCAGGCCGCCCCGCACGGUGGCAGCUCCAGAGUGGCGGCGGUGGGGCCGUACAUCCAGUCCCCCUCCCCGGGCUCCCAGGGGCCGCCGCUGCCGGCCCGCCAGGACGCACCGGUGAAGCCGGCGUACCCCGACGGCACCGCCACCCUGCCCCCACCCGACUCCGCCCUGAAGCCCCCGCCCAGACCGGCCAAGCCAGCCUCAGGUUUCCAGAUUUCCAAAACUACCAAGCUGUGUGACUGGAGCAGCUCGGGGGUGGAGUCCGGCGGCGGCUACAGUCACGCCUCCACGCUGCCACGCAUGUCCAGCCUCAGCCGCCACGACUCCGACGGCGACGCCCUGCUGGACCACAAGGGGCUCUCUGGGUCCGACGUCCCGCCUCCCGUCCCGUCACGGACCAAUCACAUCGCUGACAACCUGCUCAGGGACAGCCAGGCUUCAGGUAAAGGUGCGCUCAAGUCGCCCGUCCCGCCUCCGGUUCCCAGUAAACCCAAACCUGUGUCCCAGUCCGCCGCCCCGCCCCUCUCCAAGCCGCCCUACAGCACCGGGACCUUCCCCGGCAAGGCCCGCCCGGCCGGCGGCCACCCCAGGGCCCCGCCGGCCCCCCAGGGCCACAGCCACACCCUGCCCCUGCCCGCCAAGCAGGACAACCCCCCGGCCGCCGCCGUGCGACCUUUCACCCCCGACCCCUCGGAGGCUCCGCCCCCCGUGCUGCAGAAGCCCCAGACGCUGGCAGCCUCGUCCAUCUACUCCAUGUACACCCAGCAGGGGGCGCCAGCCAAGGCCUACCAGAUGAGCGGGCAGGGCACCCUGACCCGGGGCCACACCCGGGUUUACGGGAAGCCCGUCUUCUCGGCCGGCGGGGGGCCGCAGCCCGUCGGCUCGGACAACGCCGCCGUGCAUUGUGGGUCGUCGGCGUGCGACGGGAGCGAGGCGGACGGCGGUUGCCCGCCUAACGGCGAGGGAGCCACGCCGGAGUCGGCGGAGCGCGCCGCCCCCCGGCCGCUCAGCCCCACCAAGCUCCUCCCCUUCCUGUCCCACCCCCACCGCACCCCCAGCGACGUGGACCUGGAGGCGCUGCGGCGGCGGCUGCACCACGCGCCGCGGCCCCUGAAGAAGCGCAGCUCCAUCACGGAGCCCGAGGGCCCGGCGGGUCCCAACAUCCAGAAGCUGCUGUACCAGAAGACCACGCUGGCUGCCAUGGAGACCAUCCCCAUGGAAACCGCGGCCACGGCGGCGACGCAAGCUCAGCCCGAGGCGACGGAGAACGGGAGCGGCGGCGCGGAGCGUCGCUCGGCCUCUGGAAACGGCGGCCCCGGCGUCGGCCUCAGCUUCGGCCGGCCCCUCGCCGACAGCCCCGAUGACGACCUGACUCCGCCCCCUGUGCCGCCCCGCUCGCCCAUCUCUGACCCCGCCUCCUGCCACGCCCUGCCGCCCCCUCUGGAGGAGGAGGAUGGCGAGGCGUGCCCCUCCUCCUCACGCCCUCAGGAGCCCUUUUUGGACGAGUACCCCCCCUACCCGCCGCCCCCCUACCCCAGCUCCGUGGAGGCGGAGCAGCCGGAUGACAUCAUCAGCCUGCAGCCGCCGGAGGUCACCGGGCAGGUCGCCCUGCCGCCGGGAAAGAGGACGAACCUCCGUAAGGCCGGCUCGGAGCGGAUCGACCACGGCAUGCGGGUCAAGUUCAACCCCCUGGCGCUGCUGCUGGACUCGUCUCUGGAGGGCGAGUACGACCUGGUGCAGAGGGUCAUCUACGACGUGGAGGAUCCCAGCAUGCCGAACGACGAGGGCAUCACGGCGCUGCACAACGCCGUCUGCGCCGGCCACACCGAGAUCGUCAAGUUCCUGGUUCAGUUUGGCGUCAACGUCAACGCCGCCGACAGCGACGGCUGGACGCCCCUGCAUUGCGCCGCCUCCUGUAACAACGUCCAGGUGUGUAAGUUCCUGGUGGAGUCGGGGGCAGCGGUGUUCGCCACCACCUACAGCGACAUGCAGACGGCCGCCGACAAGUGUGAGGAGAUGGAGGACGGCUACGCCCAGUGCUCCCAGUUCCUCUACGGUGUUCAGGAGAAGAUGGGCGUGAUGAACCGCGGCGUGGUGUACGCGCUGUGGGACUACGAGGCGCAGGGCGAUGACGAGCUGGCCUUCAGCGAGGGCGACUGCAUGACGGUCCUGAGGCGGGAGGACGAGGUGGAGACGGAGUGGUGGUGGGCGCGCUGCGGCGACCGCGAGGGCUACAUCCCCCGCAACCUGCUGGGGCUUUACCUGAGGAUCAAGCCGCGGCAGAGGAGUUUGGCCUGACCAGCGGCGUCCCGCCUGCCGGCCCUCGCCGAGCGCCCGGGCGGACCAACCACCUGAUCAGGAAAUGUUGUUAAAAAAGAGAGAGAGAGAGGCGUAUUUUCCUCGCGGUUUGAGGCGUCCUGGUGGUUUUUCAGCCAGACGACACGGCAGAGCGUCGGCCUGAUUCAGCCUGGAAACACCACGACGCCGCCUCAAGGCUCGAGCCACAAACCUGCUGUUCUCAAGCACAGACGAUCUCCAAUCUCCUGGAUUACACAAGCAGGACCUGGACGUGACAUCAAGGCUUUAGUUUCAUGUGUCUGUGUUCGUUUUACAAACAGAUGAUUCGUUUUGGAGUGAAACUUGAAUUAAUCCUCUGCACCACACGAAGACUCAACCUGUCUUCACAUCAAGCAGCACAAUCAGACCGAGUCCCUUCACUUCCUGCAGAGCUGAGUCAGAAAUCAGAAAUCUGAUGUAAUGUUGACUACAAGCCCUAACCCAGAUCUGGAAAUUCGGGUUCCAGCACUUUUUCUCUGAGGGGAAGAUCCUUGUUUUCUUGUCCCUGUCGCAGUCUGGGAUUUGA
Messenger RNA from Myripristis murdjan (pinecone soldierfish), 4248 nucleotides. Its product is annotated as apoptosis-stimulating of p53 protein 2-like. The transcript is spliced from 18 exons. Gene Ontology annotation, molecular function: p53 binding. Bases 333 to 3683 code for a protein of 1116 amino acids. Gene Ontology annotation, biological process: signal transduction; regulation of apoptotic process. NCBI's taxonomy places the organism in Eukaryota, Metazoa, Chordata, Actinopteri, Holocentriformes, Holocentridae. Gene Ontology annotation, cellular component: nucleus. The record is from RefSeq and is a predicted model, not a curated record.